Messenger RNA from Malassezia sympodialis ATCC 42132, 2040 nucleotides. RefSeq lists its product as uncharacterized. Bases 1 to 2040 code for a protein of 679 amino acids. The transcript has 2 exons. Lineage: Eukaryota; Fungi; Basidiomycota; Malasseziomycetes; Malasseziales; Malasseziaceae. The record is from RefSeq and is a predicted model, not a curated record. Gene Ontology annotation, molecular function: ATP binding; ATP hydrolysis activity.
AUGGACGAGGACGAGAUGGAGACCCUCCUUGAGAUGGAGCGGGACAUUGAAAAUGAGAGACGUGUCCCAGAGCCGCCCCUCUUUUUCGAUAUGGACGACGAGCCUCUUGAUGUCAGCGUCCAGGCGCCGAGCGCCACACCGCUUGACCCGCCUUCUAGCGUCGAUCCGACGCCCCUCGCAGCUCCAGACAUGCUCCAGACGCUUUCUGCGCCUAUUUCCAUCGAUCCUACUGCGCACAUUCAUGCGCUGCCCGCAGACGUGCCGGGCACUUCUCGUGCGGCGGCGCGCGCGGCGCCCGCGCUCGACAAGUACGUCCCUGCUGCGCCGCUAAGCGCUGUGCGCAUGGACGGCUCGCCCAUCGUUCUCCGCCGGCGCCGGCGGCAUGCGGCGUGGCGCCCUAUUCCAUCGCGCACCUCGACGGCGCCGCUCCUCGCGGAGCCGCUCGACGUGCUUCUUCAACGCGCGCGCGCACCGCUCGCACCGAGCCCCGAGACGACUGCACGCCCGCCGCCGCUGCCAAGCACCGAUUCGCGCAUGUGGGUCGACAAGUACCAGCCGCGCGCCUUUGCCGAGCUGCUCGGCGACGAUCGCGUCCACCGUGACGCUUUGCGGUGGCUCAAGACGUGGGACCCCUGCGUCUUUCAACGUGCCGCGCCGCCCUCGCGCGCCCCUGCGUGGGCGGAGGAGCGCGCGCCAGAUCCGUACGGCCGCCCCACGGAGCGCGUGCUCCUCGUGGCCGGUGCGCCAGGCCUCGGAAAAACGACGUUGGCGCACGUUGUUGCGCAGCACGCGGGCUACCGCGUGUACGAGCUGAAUGCAAGCGAUGCACGUACGGCGAACGACGUACACACUCGUGUGCGCUCGGCGCUCGAGUCGGACAGUCUGCGUGGCGGUGGGAAACCGACGCUCGUGGUCAUUGACGAGAUUGACGGCGCCACGGGCGGAGGCAGCGAGGCCCUCGGUGCGUCAGGCUUUGUGCGUGCGCUUGUGCGCCUCCUCGAGGACGGCCGCGGCACUUCGCGCGGCAAGGCACGCGCGCGGCCGCUGCUCCGCCCGAUCAUCUGCGUGUGCAACGACUUGUAUGCGCCGGCGCUGCGCCCCCUGCGCCCUCUCGCGCGGGUGCUGCGGUACCACCGCGCGCCGACCCCCGUCGUCACGCGCCGCCUGCGCGAUAUCUGCGCGCGAGAGCAGCUGCCCGCCGAGGCACAGGGCCUCUCGCUGCUGUGCGAGCUUGCCCACGGCGAUCUGCGCGCGUGCCUGCAUGCGCUUGAGCUGCUCCACCGCCAGGGCGCCGCGGUGCGCGUGGACGCGGUGCGCGAGGCGUCGCUCGGCAUCAAGGACAGCGUCGUGCCGCUGCAGCGGGUGUGGGCGCAGCUAUUCUGCGGCGUUGAUCGCGCGCGUCUGGGCACGCCGUCCACGGGCGCUGCGACGCAGUCGCUCGUGCAUGAGCUGACCCUGUUCGCCGAGUACGAGCGCCUGCUGCUCCACUGCUUUGAGCACUACCUGCACCUGCGCGUGCCGGACCAGGGCUGGCAGCGGUACGCCGACGCGCACGACUGGCUGCACCUCGCGCAGUGCCUCUUGCACCAUGCGUGGGGCGGCGGUGGGCACAGCCAUGGCACGGCAUUUGAGCUGCUGGGCUUUGUGCCGUGGACGCUGGUCGGGUGGCACCGCCUCUUUGUGCAUCGCGCGAACCCUGUGCCGGAGCAGGCGCCGCGUACGGACUAUGAGAUGCAUCUGCGUGAGAAGGAGACGCACGAGGCCAUCGCCGCGCUGCACGCACAUGUGCCGGCGGCCCACGCGCCGUUCUACGAUCGCCGCACGCUCGCCUCCGAGGUGGCGCCCGCACUCACGCGCAUCCUGAGCCCCGACCUCCGGUGGGCCGCGCAGGCCGCGACGCCCGAGAGCCAGCCCGCGCUGGCGCAGCUCGUCGACACGAUGCUGCUCUAUGGGAUGCAAGCGCAACGAGCACGGCGCGCUCGUGCACCGCCUGCAGCCCUCGCUCGAUGUGUUUGCGCAGUACGAGGGCAUGCCGUGUGA